AUGAUUGACGCCAUCUUGAGCGUUUCCAAUCCUGACGAAGUGUCGGCGAAACGAAUACGCAAAGCGUUACAGGAAUUGUUUGCAACAAACCUUGAAACCCAGAGAAAGAAGGUCAAUAUGCUGAUAAUCGAAAGGUUUAAUAAAAUGCAGGACGAUCGUCUUCAGAUUUCGCAAGCAGAGCUUCUGAAACGAGAUGCUGCCCAAGCCCGUGAUUUACAGAAUAGGUUGAAAGAAGGAUCCAAAAGGGCCCGAAGCGAAUCUGGUAAGCCGAAGAAGGUGAAGAAACGAACGAGACAGUCCGAUUCUAGCAAUAACAACUCUUUAGCUCAGAGAAAACUACAAUUAAGUCCCGAAUUGCAACAAUUCUUAGGCGAGAAGCAACUUGCCAGAACCCAGGUCGUCAAGAAAGUUUGGGACCACAUAAAGGAACAUGAUUUGCAAAACCCUGAAGACCGUCGUGAGAUAAUAUGUGACGAUGCAAUGAGCCAGAUUUUUGGACCGAAAGUGUCCAUGUUCGCAAUGAAUAAAGUGCUUUCUAAGCAUUUAAUCAAAGUUGACGAUACUCCGCCGAACGAAAAACCGUCGGAUUUGGCAAGUUCACCAGGAAACGAAUCGUAA
Molecule: messenger RNA, 618 nt
Organism: Lachancea mirantina
Lineage: Eukaryota; Fungi; Ascomycota; Saccharomycetes; Saccharomycetales; Saccharomycetaceae
Source: the annotation of a GenBank genome assembly